Messenger RNA from Ctenocephalides felis (cat flea), 1939 nucleotides. RefSeq names its product alkylated DNA repair protein alkB homolog 8-like. The transcript has 8 exons. Gene Ontology annotation, biological process: tRNA wobble uridine modification. Gene Ontology annotation, molecular function: tRNA binding; S-adenosylmethionine-dependent methyltransferase activity. The record is from RefSeq and is a predicted model, not a curated record. Gene Ontology annotation, cellular component: nucleus; cytoplasm. Bases 131 to 1939 code for a protein of 602 amino acids. NCBI's taxonomy places the organism in Eukaryota, Metazoa, Arthropoda, Insecta, Siphonaptera, Pulicidae.
AUAGCAAUUACUGUCUCUUCUAAUUAUUCUACAUGAACUUUGUAAAAUUAUUAGUAAAACGUGGAAUAACCUCAAAACUAUAAUUUCUAUAAAUAUAUUAUAAAACAAUACAAUACAAUAUAAUUAAAAAAUGUCGAUUGAAAUAUCAAAAUCCAAGAAGAAAAAAUGCGAAAGAAAACGAAUACGUGCCCAACAUUUGAUAGAAAAUACAACAAAUAUUACUUUUUGCACUACACCAACUCAGAACAUAGUAAUUUGCAAUGCCGGACUUGUGUCAGGUUUAACUCGAGAAUGUAUUGUUGAAAAUUUUUCUAAAUAUGGAAAUAUAGCAAAAAUUGUUAUGGUACCAGGUCAAUCGUUUUGUUUUAUUCAAUUCCAAGACGUCUCUAGUUCUGAGAAAGCUAUGAAUGAAGUAAAUGGCCUUUUAACUAUUGGACAGAACGAUGGAGUUGUAUACCUUUCCUAUGUAAAUGCUUUACCAGAUUCUAAAACUGAUGACGAGUACCAUAUGAUACCUCCAAGAUUGAAAAUUAUAAAAGAUAUAGUCACCACACAAGAAGAAAUUAAUUUACUAUCACUUAUUGAUUGGGAUAAAAAUUGUAAUGAUGAAAUGAAACACCGUAAAGUCAAACAUUAUGGUUUUGAGUUUUAUUAUGAUACAAACAAUGUAGAUAGAAAUAAACCUCUAGAAGAAAAAAUUCCUGAACAAUGUGAUAUCAUUUGGGAAAGGUUAAAGGAAAUGAAAAUUGAUGUACCUCAUAAAGUAGAUCAACUAACUGUUAAUAUGUAUAAACCUGGACAAGGAAUACCACCCCAUGUUGAUACACAUAGUGCUUUUGAGUCCCCAAUAUAUUCAUUGUCUUUAGGAUCUGAUGUUGUUAUGGAAUUCCGAAACAAUUUAAAUCAACAUUAUUCUGUACAUUUACCACAAAGAAGUCUUUUAAUAAUGGAUAAUGAAUCUAGAUAUAAUUGGACACAUGGAAUUACGCCCAGAACAAUGGAUGUAAUACAAACCACAAAUGGUCUAAGUGUUUCUAAACGUUCUGUUAGAACUUCAUUUACAUUUCGCACUAUUCGAAAGAAUGCAAUAUGUGAUUGUGAUUAUAAAAAAAUGUGCGAUAGUCAGCAGAAUAUUUUAAAUGAUAAACAAGUAACACUUGAAAAUGUUGCAGAAAACUUGGAAAGGAUACAUGUUCAUAGUGUAUAUGAACAAAUAGCAUCACAUUUUAGUGAUACACGACACAAGCCUUGGCCUAAUGUUGAAAAAUUCAUACAAACUAUACCUGUUGGUGGAAUUUUAAUUGAUGUAGGAUGUGGAAAUGGAAAAUAUUUUAAAAGUGGAAGUAGCAUAGUACAGAUAGGUUGCGAUCGAAGUGAAAAUCUUUCUUCAUUAUGCUUUUCUCGUGGAUUUCAAGUUUGCACCUGCAAUUGCCUUACAUUACCAUUUCGUGAUAACAUUGCUGAUGCUGCAAUUAGUAUAGCUGUUAUUCAUCAUUUAGCCAAUGAGGAAAGAAGAAUUCAAGCAAUACAACAAAUUGCUCGCAUACUCAAAAAGGAUGGAGUUGCUCUUAUAUAUGUAUGGGCCAAAAACCAAACGCGACAAAAUAAAAAAUCUAACUAUUUGAAAAAGAAUUGUGAUCAAAUUGAUGAUGUAGCUGAAUUGAAAAUAGAAGAUAAUGAAACCGAUCCAAAUAAUGUACUCAAACUUCCAAUUCACGAAAAUAGAACAGAAUUCAAGUUUCAAGAUAUGUUAGUCCCAUGGAAGUUAAAGGAAUCUAAACAGAGUCAGCAAAUAGACCCACCAAUAUUUUUGCGAUAUUAUCAUGUAUUCCAAGAAGGUGAAUUAGAACAAUUAUGUACUAAAAUUGAAGGAAUAAUUGUAAAAAAAAGUUUUUAUGAUCAAGGCAAUUGGUGUGUAAUUUUAAAGAAAAUAAUAUAA